Molecule: messenger RNA, 1233 nt
Organism: Plectropomus leopardus (leopard coralgrouper)
Lineage: Eukaryota; Metazoa; Chordata; Actinopteri; Perciformes; Serranidae
Source: RefSeq, a predicted model, not a curated record
AUGGCUGAUAUCUCCAACACUGAGCAACUCACACUAAAACAGCCUAAAGUGAUAAAUAGCACAACAGCACGUCUCCCCCCCAUCCGGGUAGAGGAGUCCAGCUUCUCCCAGGACAUGCAGUGGUUGCUGGAGCGUGGCGUGCAGUUCGCCGAUGUGGCUUUCUACGCCGGGGACUCUGGGAAAGAGCUGGGGUGGGCACAUGCGGCCGUGCUCUGUGCUGUCAGUCCGUACUUCAGACAGCUGCUCCUGGGGCCCAAGACCAGGGAACGUCCCCAGUCAAGGUGUGUUUGCAGAGAGCGGGACGGAGGCCCACAUUCGCUGCUUUCCACCUGGGACGGGGGGAUUAUUGACGACAUGCCACGAUCAGAGGGGCACCUGACAGGACGCCUUUCUCGUCUGGUGGUGAAGGACCCCCUCCUGUGUAUGUGCUUGUGGGAGACACUAAUGUUCAUUUACAGAGGAGCGUGGGAGUGGGAUCACCUCCAGGAGGCCCUGGAAGAGAAGCUGAAGAAUUCGCUAGCUGUGGCUCAGCUUAUGGAGCGUAUACGAUCCCUCAUCGGCAGAGACCGGGGCCCCAGGGACACCCCGAGUGCCCGGGCAGCUCAGCUUGGCCCCCAGACUCUUGUCAACCUCUUCAAUUCUCCCCUUUACUCUGAUGUCAUCUUCAUGGUGCAAGGGAGUGUUUUGCCAGCCCACCGAGCAGUGCUGGUGGCACGCUGUGACGUAAUGGCGGCCAUGUUCAGUGGGAAGUAUGCCGAGGCCCGGAGCCGAGUGGUUCCCAUCCACGGUGUCUCCUCAGAUACAUUCCUGUCUUUCCUGGAGUACCUCUACACUGACUCCUGCUGUCCUGCCAGUGUGCUGCAAGCCAUGGCCGUGCUGGUCUGCGCCGAGAUGUACCAGGUGAAACGUCUGCAGCAUCUGUGUGAAGUGUGUGUGUGCGCUUACCUUCAAAGCAUGCCCAGUAGAGAGCUGUCGUCAACGGGCAUCAGCGUUAUUCGACUACUCCGCCGAGCAAAGUGCCACAACGCAGAGCAGCUGUACGUCUGGCUUCUCCACUUUAUCGCCAACAACUACCUGAUCUUCAGUCACAAACCUGACUUCCUGGAGCUCUCAGAAGAGGAGCGCGAGCAGGUGGAGAGGCUACGCUGGCCGUCCAGAGGCUACCUGCAGGAGCUCAGCGAGUACCAGCAGCGGCGACGCAAACUACGUAAGUCCCGCUGCAUAGUCAUGUGA